Molecule: messenger RNA, 1332 nt
Organism: Lates calcarifer (barramundi perch)
Lineage: Eukaryota; Metazoa; Chordata; Actinopteri; Centropomidae
Gene: lg13h9orf78
Product: linkage group 13 C9orf78 homolog
Exons: 9
Coding region: 96-971 (291 amino acids)
Biological process (GO): mRNA splicing, via spliceosome
Cellular component (GO): spliceosomal complex
Source: RefSeq, a predicted model, not a curated record
CGCACUAUUGUUGUACGUUUGUUUAUUGCAUUCCCCCCUUACUUCAACCAUCUGCAAUUUUGAGAAAACUGAAAUAACAUUAAACCAACUUAAAAAUGCCCUGUGGCAAAAAUUUUAGGAGGAGAAAGGACUCGUCAGAUGUGGAGGAAGAUGAGACCACCGAAGAAGUCAGAUCCAAAGUGGAAGAGGCUAAAGAGCUUCAGAGUUUGCGGAGACGACAGAACGGGGUCAGUGUAACCGCCCUGUUGGUUGGAGAGAAACUGCCACCAGAAGCUGAAAUUGAUAAUGACCCAUUUAAAUUGAAGACUGGAGGGGUUGUAGACAUGAAGAAAGUCAAAGACAGGAACAGGGACAUGACAGAAGACGAGACAGACCUCAACCUGGGCACCUCUUUCUCUGCUGAAACUAACAGAAGAGACGAGGAUGCAGACAUGAUGAAAUAUAUUGAGACAGAGCUGAAAAAGAAGAAGGGCUUGGUGGAGGCUGAGGAACAGAAAAUUAAGGUGAAGAAUGCAGAGGACCACCUGUAUGAGCUGCCUGAGAACAUCCGAGUCAAUUCUGCCAAGAAGACGGAGGAGAUGUUAUCCAAUCAGAUGCUGAGUGGAAUCCCUGAAGUCGAUCUUGGCAUUGAUGCAAAGAUAAAGAACAUUAUCUUUACGGAAGAGGCAAAAGCCAAGCUUCUGGCAGAACAAAGGAACAAGAAAAAAGACCACGGCACAUCAUUUGUACCAACUAACAUCGCUGUCAACUACGUCCAACACAACCGCUUCUAUCAUGAGGAUGUGAAUGCACCACAGAGACACCACAGACACAGAGAGGAGCCCAAGGCAAGACCACUGCGUGUGGGAGACACUGAGAAACCAGGUCCAGAAGCAUCAUCGCCACCCAACUACCGCAAACGUCCAAACAACGAAAAGGCCACAGAUGACUACCACUAUGAGAAGUUCAAGAAGAUGAAUCGACGAUAUUGAGGAUAGAAUUUCUCAACAUGUUGUCCAUUUUUAUAUAAAUUGAGCCCUAAAAAUGAUUUGUAGACGGGUUUCCCAGAACAACGCAACUCCCAAGACAGUGUUGUAUCGUGUAAAUAUUAUGUAUAGCUCUGUGUCAUUACCUGUAGGCAGUCCAUCUGCUGUGUAAUGUGUUAUGGAUAAUUUGAGCUGAGGAAGUUGUUCAGAAACAUAUGUUAGGGUUAGGGUUAAAUGUGUAACCCUCUUGCUCCAAAUUGUUUAGUGUUUUCAUAUUGGUCCACGUAGAAGUCUCGACUUUCAGUUGUCAAAUUGUGUGUUUAAGGCUUUUCGAAAUGAGAUCUGAUUAAAAAGAUAAAACCAACAA